This is a messenger RNA of Trypanosoma cruzi, 759 nucleotides long. Its product is annotated as peroxisomal targeting signal type 2 receptor, putative. Gene Ontology annotation, cellular component: cytosol; peroxisomal matrix. Lineage: Eukaryota; Euglenozoa; Kinetoplastea; Trypanosomatida; Trypanosomatidae. Bases 1 to 759 code for a protein of 252 amino acids. Gene Ontology annotation, biological process: protein import into peroxisome matrix. The transcript has a single exon. The record is from RefSeq and is a predicted model, not a curated record. Gene Ontology annotation, molecular function: protein binding.
AUGGAGCAUCAAGGGGAGGUAGCGGGAGUGACGUGGAAUCGUGAUAACUUUCUUUCGUGCAGCUGGGAUGGAUCUGUGAAGAUGUACCAGGCAGCGAACCCGAAUGCGUCUUGCAUGACAUUUCAAGAACAUAUGAAAGAAGUGUAUGAGGUUGCCUGCUCCACACGUAAUCCCGCAUCAUUUUUGUCAUGCUCUGGAGACGGUACCUGGAAGCUGUGGGACGCACGGACACCGCGCUCCGUAUUGACGCAGGUUGGGCACAACCAUCAGAUUGUUCUCAGCAUUGAUUGGAAUAAGUACGACGGGUGCCUUUUUGCUUCUGGUGGUGUGGACCGUACAGUGCGGCUAUGGGACCUUCGCCGGCCAACGCAGCCCCUUGCUUCACUUCCCGGACAUGAGAACGCCUGCCGCCGUGUCCGCUUCUCACCUCACUCACGCGUGCUGCUGGCAUCAGCUGGCUAUGACUGUCGAGUCUGUAUCUGGGACCUCAACCAACCGCAGCGUCCCCUUGUUGGUCGCUACGCCCAUCAUCGCGAGUUUGUCGUUGGGCUUGAUUGGUCGCUGGCCGUGCCCAACGCGCUUGCUUCCGCGUCUUGGGACGGACGGGUGUUCUUCUGGGUGAGCGGGCAGCAGGUAACGCCGUCACCGCCACUGCCACAACUCCCUGCCGCUGUGCCGCCGCCACGAGUCCGGGUGCCACGGAAUAAAGUGCUCCCGGGACUUCCGCCUGCGCCCCCUGCCAUCCCCGUUCAGCAGUAG